CUCUCUCUCUCUCUCUCUCUCUAAAACACUCUCUCUCUCUCUCUAAAAAAAAUAAAAAAAUUACACGAAACACGAUGCAAUAGCAAUACACAAAAUCUACUAGGGUUUCAAAUUUCUCUCCCUCUCUCUCUCUCCAUUUUCCCUCUCCUCUCAUUCUCCUAAUAGAAGGGAAGGCGCCAGGUGUUCGUUUCUGUCCUCUCGGGUUCUCCAAUUUUCUUUCUGGUUUUCCCGGAAAAUCUUUUUUUCCCGGGAAAUUUCUGCCCCCCACCCCGAGCUCUUCUCCCAGCUCUUUCAAGGGCUGUUUGUUUUAUGAUUUGUUGAUCUGAGAGGAUCGAUGGGUUAGUGGAGUUGAGGGAGGGGAAUUACACGGAUUCGAAGGGAAUAUUAUUUUUUGUUGUUGUUGUGUAAAUUCAAGAGAGAGGAUUUGGGAUAUCGUGAAUAGAAAUUUGUAUGAAAUCUUGAUUUGUUGGGGUUGUUGUGGUUGAGUUCAAUUUGGUGUGUGUGUGGGGGGGAUUGAAUGCGUACUGCAUUAUGGAUUUUGAAGGCGUGACACCUUCGAUGAGUUUGGUCAAAUGUUGUGAUUGUGGGUGUAGUUGUUCGUCGAUUAACAGGUCCUAUUCGGGUACUUGGCUUCGGUCCGUGAAGAGGAAAUUCAAUGAGUUUGAGGGAGGCAAUACGUUUGUUAUCCCUGGUUUCAAUUUGCCCCAAAUUGCUCGCGUUGAAAUUGAGAAUGAAGCCGAUGCGUUGCGGGAAAUGGUUAGCAGCCAGCAACUAUCGAUACAGGAUCUUUCAAUUGAAUUGGAGGAGGAGAGGAAUGCUUCCUCGUCAGCUGCAAAUGAGGCCAUGUCUAUGAUUUUGAGGUUGCAGAGGGAGAAGGCUGAGAUUCAGAUGGAGGCCAGGCAAUUCAAGCGGUUUGCAGAGGAAAAGAUGGCACACGACCAACAAGAGCUAUCGGCGAUGGAGGAAUUGUUGUAUAAGAGAGAACAGGCUAUUGAAUCUCUGUAUUGUGAGGUGCAGGCUUAUAAACAUAGGAUGAUGAGUUACGGUCUUACAGAAUCCGAGGCAGAUGGAGAGAGAGGUAGCAUGACCCGCAACAAUAGUGUAGCUGGAAACCUUGAUGCUCAAUGUGAUUUCCCCGCCUAUAAUUACCCCCCUCUCAAAUGCAAUUUGAAUGAGAACCUUCAUUCAGAAGUUGACAAUGAUGUGGUUGAUGUUGAAAAAUAUGCAUUUGGUGAGACCCCACGUUCUCAAGAUCAUUUGAAGGAUUUGGAAUAUAGGAUCAACCAAUUGGAGAGAACUCCUAGACAAAUUCUGCCAGAUGGGGAGUUUCCCAGUGCAAAGAAUGUGUUUGAAAAGGUGAUAGUUGGUCAGUCUCCUAGGCGGCCAAGACAUUUUAGAAGAACGUCCACAGAUAGUUCGAACUCAUUCUAUGCAAUGGGUAAAGAAAUGUGUCCAGAUACCACUGACUCUCCAAGGUUUGGUACCAGCUUCAAGAAGACGGAAUACUCAAAGACGGAUGACUAUUCAAAUUUGAGAAAAGUGGAUAAUGCAUCGGAAGUCGGAGAUGACAUGAGUGACAGGGUAUAUACCAUUGAUUCUGUUCAUCAAGAAAUGACAUAUAAUCGGCUCACGGAGAGCAAGCCUACGAUUGGAGCAUGUGAUGAUUAUUUAACUACUCCAAGGGAGUCACUGUACCAGGCAGAUGCAGGAGAUCCUGAGAUCAAGAAGCUGUACACGAGGCUUCACGCACUCGAAGCUGAUAGAGAAUCAAUGAGGCAGGCACUCAUUUCUAUGCGAACUGAUAAAGCUCAACUUGUAUUGUUGAAAGAGAUAGCUCAACAAUUGUGUAAAGACAUGUCACCAGCAAGAAGUAUGCCUGUAAAGAAACCAUCUCUUAUUAAGAGCUUUUCCUUCAUGACAGUGUUCAAGUGGGUUGUGUCCUUCGUUUUCUGGAGAAAAAAAGCACGCCACAGCAAGUACAUGUUUGGGAUGUCAGCGAACAAUGUGGGUUUGCUAAUGCUUUUAGACAAGGGUCCACGCGUGGGACAAUGGAGAUGUCUUUCAAGUACGCAAGUGUGACACCGGUUGUUGACCUUACUGAUCCAUGUUUGAAGUCCGUACCAUGUGAACACCAAGUGGAUUUCAGUCGCACUCUUGAAACCUUCAGAUUUUGCAUUUUUCUUUUUCUUUUUCUUUUUUCUGGCUUCCUUGUUGCUGCAGAUUUGGGUGAUGGGUUGUAUUUGUGCAGUGUUCUUUCAAUUCAUUUUCUCAGGAUUGAAUAUAUUUUGCUGGUUGAUCACUAAAACAUGGAUAGUAGUGUUGUAGGUUUGCAUGCUCAAAUAUGUUUUGUUGGAAUUUAGCCUUUGAGGUAACCCGUCUUUUUGACAGUUCUACUGUGUAUAGUACUGAUUCGUGUAUGAUUCUCCAGUCACAUUAUGCAGCGUGUAGCGUGUAUUCUUUGCUUAUUGAAGCACUUUAAAAAUUCUCACCUGUAAUUGAUGCAGGUUUGAUCAUUGGAUUC
Messenger RNA from Camellia sinensis, 2521 nucleotides. NCBI's taxonomy places the organism in Eukaryota, Viridiplantae, Streptophyta, Magnoliopsida, Ericales, Theaceae. The record is from RefSeq and is a predicted model, not a curated record.